Messenger RNA from Onychostruthus taczanowskii (white-rumped snowfinch), 531 nucleotides. Its product is annotated as sterile alpha motif domain-containing protein 12-like. The transcript has 4 exons. The record is from RefSeq and is a predicted model, not a curated record. Gene Ontology annotation, molecular function: protein binding. NCBI's taxonomy places the organism in Eukaryota, Metazoa, Chordata, Aves, Passeriformes, Passeridae. Gene Ontology annotation, biological process: cell surface receptor protein tyrosine kinase signaling pathway. Bases 1 to 531 code for a protein of 176 amino acids. Gene Ontology annotation, cellular component: cytoplasmic side of plasma membrane.
AUGGACCUCCCGGCGGAGGAUGGGGCUGAGGCACCCCAGGAGGGGAACCCCGAGGCUGAGGGGCCCGAGGGGUCGCAGCGCCCGGCGGGGCAGUGGUCGGGGGUCGAGGUGGGCUCGUGGCUGGCGGCGCACGGCGGGGCGGCGGAGCUGGCUCGGGAACACGCCCUGACGGGCCGGGGGCUGCUGCGCCUGACCGAGGGGUCCCUGCGGCGCAUGGGGGUCGCCCCGCGGAGCCGGCGCCGGGAGCUGCUGCGGGAGCUGCUGCGGCUGCGGCUGCAGCAGGAGGUGCGGGAGCUGCGGAGCAUCGCUGGUGUCCUUGGUGGGAGGAAAAACUUCUCCCACCUCAGUCCCUUUGUCACGGUGGUCGACGGAGGGUUUGUGGUGACCACCGAGAAGGUCAUUCCAGAGAGGAAGCCCAGCCAGAGUGAAGAUGAUGUCCCUGUGGAUGUCCCAGAGCCCGUGGGAGCAGAGGAGAUGGCAUGUGAGGACAAAGCAGCUGGGACUGAGCAAGACGUGCAGGAACGGUGCUGA